Messenger RNA from Prunus dulcis (almond), 3248 nucleotides. Its product is annotated as probable myosin-binding protein 4. The coding region runs from base 354 to 3047 and encodes 897 amino acids. NCBI's taxonomy places the organism in Eukaryota, Viridiplantae, Streptophyta, Magnoliopsida, Rosales, Rosaceae. The transcript is spliced from 4 exons. Gene Ontology annotation, molecular function: myosin binding. The record is from RefSeq and is a predicted model, not a curated record.
AACGGUCAGUCACUUUCCCACGCUAAGGACCUGCUCGUAAUUCCGCCUACUUCUUCCUUUUGUUUUUUCAAUUUUCUUUUUACAGAUUUCUUUUCAUUAUGCUUUUAAUCCAUAUUUGCAUUUCUUCCUCUUUCACCUUUUGAUCCUCCGUCAAGCUUCCAUAUCAGCUUAACUGCAAUGCUGUGGUUUUGAUGUUCCUAAUUGAUUCCUUGUUUCUUGCUUUGGCCGGUUGAAGAUGGGAUGCUUAACUUUGAUUUGGGAGGGUAGGAGCAUCUAUUAUCUUGAUCAACCAGUGAUUUCCUUGAGUUUUCCUAACUGGAAGGUCAUGAGAUUCUAGAGCAAUUGUUAGGCAGAUGGCAGCAAAGGAAAAUUCUUCUGUACAAGUGCAGAAGAACUUAGAGGGGUUUGUAGCCAUUCUAACAUCUGCAGCAUGUGAAUGGUUUUUUAUAUUUCUUCUGCUUGUCAAUGGACUAUUAUCCUAUCUGCUGACUAAGUUUGCAAACUAUUGCAAUUUGCAAAAGCCUUGCAUCUUUUGCUCGAGGUUUGAACAUGUUAUAGGCAACGAAAAACCUCAACUUUAUCAGGAUCUACUUUGCAGCAACCACAUAUCAGAGCUCUCGUCUUGGAUAGCUCGUCAAGUUUAUGGUAAGCACGAUGGAAAUGAAACUUGUGAAGAUUCCAACCCAGAAACGCACAUUCUUUUGGAUGGUAAGUCAGGAUUGGAUCUUCAAAGUUCCGGUUCUAAGAGGUCCAACCAGAAGAGAAAUUUUGUUCAUAGUUCUGUGGGUGCAAGUCCAUGCUCUUAUUGCAGUAGGCAUCGGAGACCUAGAGAAAAUGCUCAAGGACUGCGACGGAAAUCACCUAGUCCCAAACCUAAUAUUCCUUUGCCACGUUUUUCAACCCGUAGCCGUUUACCUCGUCGGGAUGGUUCAAAGAAGAUGAGGGAUAAAUUUCCUGCCUCAGUAACUGUUCGUGGUCCUGGAAGAGUUGGCUGGGAUCCCAUGUCACAUGUAGGAGGAUACACUGAGUUGAGGGUUUGUUCUAAUACUGACUCUGCCCGUUUUCCGGGAAAAAUUGGCUGGGAUCCCUUGUCACAUGUAGGAUACACUGAGUUGAAGAUUAGUUCUGAUACUGACUCUGAGUUUCCAUUUUCUGAUGACGACGAUGGGAGCAGUUUCAUCAGUGGAAUUCAUGAGCCUAAGAGGGAACGAUUUGUAGUUCAAUGUGCUUCAGAAAAUCCAUUCAAAGUACCAGUGGAAGGUUUGAAUCCAGCAAAGCAGAGCAAUGUUUCCUACAAACACAAACCUUCACCUUCUGAUCCAUGUGUGCAGCCAGAUGGUAGCAAGGCCUCUGAGGUAAAGGUCUUGGGUGCCAAUGUUGCUGUUGAGAAUGGCUUCGAUGAGCCUAACUGGCAGCAAGCGAGUUGGACGUCCAAUCCUUCUGCAUUAGCUGAGCUUAUUUCACCAGAUGAUGCCCCUCCAUCAUCUAAUGUUGUUGAAAAAACAGAUGGUACUGGGACAAGCGACAUUGGACAUGCAUCCACCAAUAAGAACGAUGAACUUUUGAAGUCUAUAAGGGCAACAGAUGGAGCAUCUGCUAAAACUGAUCCUAUCAUAGAUGAUCCAGCUCUUGUAAAGCCAAAUCAUAUUAGUGUAAAUGCUGUGUCUGAGUCAGCAGCCACCGGUAAAGAAGCAGAUUUGUCUGGUAUUGUUAAAGAACCUACAUUGAAGGAACCUGAUAGAGUUAAUGGGGAACUGAAACCGUUGGCUUCACAAAUUUCUUCUGCUCAGGAGAGUAAUUUAUCAUCAAAUAAUACAAUGUCUGGGGUAAAUGGUUGCGCUGAUGAAAAGCAGGUAACUGAUGCUUCCAAAUCUAAUCCAAAGCCAAUGCUUCAUACAUCAGCAUCAGUAGAAUCUGCUCUUGAAUCUCUGGAUGAAGGCUAUGUCAGUGAAAUUGAAGGUGAAAGUCUAGAUGAUCGGUUAAAACGACAGGUUGAAUAUUACAGAAAAUGCAUAAAGGAGUUGUAUAAGGAAUUAGAGGAAGAAAGGAGUGCUUCCACAAUUGCUGCAAAUCAGGCAAUGGCCAUGAUCACGAAGCUGCAAGAAGAGAAAGCUGCAAUUCAUAUGGAGGCCCUUCAGUACUUAAGAAUGAUGGAAGAGCAGGCUGAGUUUGAUGUAGACGCACUGGAAAAAGCCAAUGAUCUCCUGGCUGAAAAGGAGAAAGAGAUACAGGACUUGGAAGCAGAGCUAGAAUUUUCAAAGUUUGAUGUCCCAGAUGAAACAAUGGAGAAUAUGCCGCUCAAAAGCUCUGAUUUGAAGGGUGAAAUUGACACCACUGAGAGUACUGAUGUGCCCAUCAUAAAGAAUGAUGUCGAAGUUACUUGCAACUCAAGUACUGUUGUGCCCGGCAUAGAAAAGGAUGUUGAAGUUGCUUGUAACUCAAUGGAUACUGAGGUACCUGAAGCUAGUAAUGAUUGUCUUUUUUCUGAAACUACGCUUUUAGAGUUUGAGGAUGAAAAAUUAUACAUUUCAAAUUGUUUGAAGAGCUUGGAGAGGAAGCUUUCUGAAAUUUCCUGUAAUGGGGUUCCCUCCAACAUGCCUAAUGGUGGGCAGCCUAGAAAGUAUAUGGAUGAUGAACCAAUUCAAGAAGAGACUCCUAUAAAAGAGAGGGUUCUAUUAAAUGGUCAGGUUGAAGAGAAUGUUGUGCAUGGACAAAAAGAUUUACAUGUAUCUAACGGAAGCUCUGCUGCUCAAGAGGGGCCAGCUCAUUCUGAAAGUUUAGACCAUGAAGAAAAAAAUGAUUCCGAUUUCCAUGGGCAAAAUGAUUUCAUGGAUCAUAGAGAAACCGAGUUGGUUGUUCUGGAAAAUGAAAUCUCAGACCUUAAUGAUAGGUUGGAGGCACUAGAGACUGAUCAUGAUUUUCUUGAGCACAUGCUUUACUCUCUUCAAAAUGGAAAUGAAGGCCUACGGUUUGUUCAAGACAUAGCUCAUCAGCUGCGAGAAUUGCGAAAAAUUGGGACCGCUUUCAGAUGUCAGUCUGUUUCCUAACCUCAGAUGCACCAUCACAUGAUUUAUUUGAAAUACAAAGGCAGAAAUCAAAACCAAUGCUUCGAGUUUCAAUCAGUGAUCAUCUGAGUGCAAAAAUGAAGAAAUCAAUUGCAUUCCUUCGGUCACCUACAAUCAUGAAAAACCAAAAUGAAUUUCAUGUACAGGUACCAGCCAAAACUCUUGGAAGAAAAAAAAAAAAAG